CGAACAUCGUGCUGUGUCUUUCGCCCGUACCAGGAGUAGAAAGGGAACUAUUCACCAACCUCUCUACCUCUACAACACAUCACGACACUGUCGCCCACAAUGCGUCGUGUACCCCGUCUCAGGCAGCCAAGCCUGCUGGCAGCCUCCCCGAUCCAAUGCACCUGCGCCGCGCCCGCCACAUUCCCCAUCUCAGCAACAGCAUCACGAGCCCUCUCAACGACACCCGCAACCCCCAGCCGCGUCCGCAAGUUCCUCUGGAAAGGCGGCGACGCCCCCGGCCCCGAAGACCCCUAUGCCGCCGAAUCCUCCCAGGCCCUCCGCCAGCAGCGCAUCGCGCAGGAGCUAGCCGAGGCCGAGGCCGAGCUGGCCGCCUUCGAGGCCGACAGCCAGCAGACGCAGCGGGCCGAGCAGAAGCGCCGCCAGAAGCCCCAGAGCCGGCUCGCGCACCAGAUCAAGAAUAAGCGCGUGUGGGCGCCGACGGAGAAGGAGGUCGAGGGAGGAGACUACGUGCCCGCCAAGACGAUUGAUGGGCUCGAGGAGAUUGGUGGGCUUGAAGGGUGGUGGGAGCAGGAGGGCCGCUGGGGCAAGGAGAGCGAGUACGUUGGCUUCGCGAGCGCCGGCGAGGCUGUGACAGAUGCCGAUGUGUGCGCUGCGCGCGUGAGGCAGGCUGUCGUUGAGGCGCUUGCUGUUGCUGGGUCUUCUGCUGAGGUGCAGGGCCGGUUGACGGCUGCGUGGGCCAGGGGCGACGCGGAGGGAUUCAGCAGGGCGACGGCGCUGGGGUUGAAGAUUGGGGAGGAUGGUAGCGUCUCUCUUGAGGGUGAUGUUGCGGCGAUUGAGGGCGUCGUCGCGCCUCUGUUGGAGGCUCAGGAGGCGCAGACCUCGGAGGGCGUCGUUGAGGCUGCUGAGGCCAAGGCGUUGGUUGAGGCGUGGGGCGAAGCCUGGAAGAACAUCUCUCUCGAGGACGCACGAUUCAAGUUCGCUGUCCACAAGCGCGUCUUCCAACUGACGGGCCACCGCGUCCACGACGCCAAGCUCGCGCAGAUCAACACGGUCGGCGACCUCAUCGCCACCAUCGUCAAGCCGCCCAAGCCCACAAAGGUCGCCGAGGCCAUUGCCCAGCAGGGCGCCCUGCUCGAUUUGCCCAACGUCCGCGUCCGCGACCGCCGCGUCACACCCAUCGACAAGGAGACCGAGGUCGGCCGCUGGAAGGUCAUCGAGGCGGAGCUCAAGAAGAGAGGCCUGCCCGUUACCGGACACAAGCACCUCGCCAAGCCGGUGCAGAGGGCAUGGAUCCAGGGCAAGGCGUAAGGAGAGGCGGUGUGGUGUUGUCGAGGUCGGUGAGAAAAGGCAAAGGGCCAAAAGGAGGGGAGGAAAUGUGUCUGGUAUAGAGGAGACUUGUACAGAUAUUGUACUCUUUGUAACAUAUGGAAUAUCAAUGAUUCUUGC
This is a messenger RNA of Colletotrichum scovillei, 1446 nucleotides long. RefSeq lists its product as uncharacterized. Gene Ontology annotation, cellular component: mitochondrion. The record is from RefSeq and is a predicted model, not a curated record. NCBI's taxonomy places the organism in Eukaryota, Fungi, Ascomycota, Sordariomycetes, Glomerellales, Glomerellaceae. The transcript is spliced from 2 exons. The coding region runs from base 100 to 1308 and encodes 402 amino acids.